Molecule: messenger RNA, 423 nt
Organism: Paramuricea clavata
Lineage: Eukaryota; Metazoa; Cnidaria; Anthozoa; Malacalcyonacea; Plexauridae
Source: the annotation of a GenBank genome assembly
AUGGCCUCGGACAAAAUUAUUGGCAUAGCUUCUGGCGCAUUUGUACUGGUGAUUGUAGUGUUGAAUACAUUUGCUUAUGCCAGAAUCUUCUUUGCAGUCAGAAAUAUUCAGUUCUCUGGGGACAAAAUCGAUGAUUCUCCAACAACAAAAAAUUCUUUUAAUUUUGAAAGAAAAAAAUCAUUGCGAGAAAAACAACUUGCCAAAUCUUGUGCACUUGUGGUUGUUAUCAACUAUCUGUGCUACAUUCCUUCUGUUGUGUGUUAUCAGUAUUACAAAGACGACCCAGUGAACUUUAGGGUUUCGCAUUCUUGGUCUAUGACUGUUUAUGCAUUGAAUUCAAGCCUUAAUUCCGUUAUAUUUUUCUGGAAAAGAACAUUGUUAAGGGAGCAAGCAUAUAAAGUUGUGAGAAACGUACUGUUUUGA